Anastrepha obliqua is the source of this 771-nucleotide messenger RNA. RefSeq lists its product as uncharacterized. The transcript has a single exon. Bases 1 to 771 code for a protein of 256 amino acids. Gene Ontology annotation, biological process: telomere maintenance; DNA repair. The record is from RefSeq and is a predicted model, not a curated record. Gene Ontology annotation, molecular function: DNA helicase activity. Lineage: Eukaryota; Metazoa; Arthropoda; Insecta; Diptera; Tephritidae.
AUGGCGGAAGAUAUAUUGCAUCAGAUGCGUCUUAGAACAUCGAAUGCAGAUUUACAAAUGAAGGAAGAAAUUCACAAUGAAGCAUUAAUUUUAAUUGAGGACAUGUGCUUGAUGCUUACCAACAAAGUAUUAACACAAAUAGAAGUGAUAGCACCCAAUCGCCUAAUGCACAACUCAUUUGAUCAGGAAUUGAGACGCGAAGCCCAAUACGAUUCCAAAACAUUACGAGAAAUCGUUGAUAGAACAGUUCCCCUUUUAAAUGAGCAACAAAAAUGUGCCUACGAUACGCUCAUGGAAGUAGUGCACGAUGAAACUGGCGGAUUUUAUUUUUUAGAUGCUCCUGGUGGAACUGGGAAAACGUUUUUGUUAUCAUUGAUUUUGGCCACGAUUCGAUCGCAAAAUGGAAUUGCACUAGCCCUAGCUUCAUCAGAUAUUGCAGCUACGUUGUUGGAAGGCGGUCGAACAGCUCAUUCAGCUCCAACUUGCAACCUUUCGAGGAAUUCUGCCAUGGCCAAAGUGCUGCAGCAAACCAGAUUGAUCAUUUGGGAUGAAUGCACGAUGGCACACAAAAAAUCUUUGGAGGCAUUAGAUCGCUCAAUACAAGAUUUACGAAAUAACAUAAACCGGUUUGGUGGUGCAAUGAUACUAUUGACAGGUGAUUUUCGACAAAUAUUGCCAGUUGUUCCACGCUCAACGCCAGCUGAUGAACUAAAUGCAUGUUUGAAGUCUUCCAUUUUAUGGAAAUAUAAUACAUUAAAACACUUAAAUUGA